This is a messenger RNA of Psammomys obesus (fat sand rat), 558 nucleotides long. RefSeq names its product calcium and integrin binding family member 4 (gene Cib4). NCBI's taxonomy places the organism in Eukaryota, Metazoa, Chordata, Mammalia, Rodentia, Muridae. The transcript has 7 exons. The record is from RefSeq and is a predicted model, not a curated record. Gene Ontology annotation, molecular function: calcium ion binding. The coding region runs from base 1 to 558 and encodes 185 amino acids.
AUGGGGCAGUGUUUGAGGUACCAGAUGCAGUGGGAGGACCUGGAAGAGUACCAGGCUCUGACGUUCCUGACGAGAAAUGAGAUUCUGUGCAUCCAUGACUCCUUUCUGAAGCUCUGCCCCUCGGGCAAGCACUACAAGGAGGCCACACUGACCAUGGACCAGGUCAGCUCCCUGCCGGCUCUGAGGGUCAAUCCUUUCAGAGACCGCAUCUGCAAGGUGUUCUCCCACGACGAUGUGUUCUCCUUUGAAGACGUGCUGGGCAUGGCGUCUGUGUUCAGUGAACAGGCCUGCCCCAGCCUGAAGAUUGAGUAUGCCUUUCGCAUCUAUGAUUUCAAUGAGAACGGCUUCAUUGAUGAGGAGGACCUCCAGAAGGUGGUGCUAAGACUGCUGAACAGUGACGACGUGUCCGAGGACCUGCUGACGGAUGUCACGCAACACGUCCUGAGCGAAUCAGAUCUGGACAACGACAACAUGCUUUCCUUCUCCGAGUUCGAGCAUGCAAUGGCCAAGUCUCCGGACUUCAUGAACUCCUUUCGGAUUCACUUCUGGGGCUGCUGA